AGCGCAGUGACGUUUUGGCGACACCAGCUCUGCUGGAGACCUCAAACCUUCUGCACACUAACACUACCUACCUACUCCCCACCGUCUUGUCAUACCUACCUCCCUACCUACUCGUCCUCCUAUCGCUCAAUCGAAUAAGCGACUAUCCUCGCGUCACUACCGUAUCCAACUACCUGGCUCACCAAGCAUCUCCAGGGUUGCUUACUUGCUCCUAGCUGAUAAGAGAGUGCUCACUUGGCAUCGCCGGUCCUUCCGUACGGAUCGCGACGCACUCCCCGACUACUCUCCUCCUCGUCCAUCGCCACUCGAGAAGCGCCCGUCGAUACAGAUAAUACCCGCCCGAGACUGCCUGGGAAGCUUCAGCAAAGGCGAGAAGAACUACUUCACGCCGCUCUCUCGGCUUCGGAUCCUCGAGAGGAAGCUGAGUGUGUUUGUAGCGGCCACCCAGUGCGGGCCGAAACCAGAAUGGACGCAUCCUCGGGCGCUGACCCGAGAGACGUGGGAGACGCGGAUACCCCAGCGCGGGCACAAGCUACAAAUGUUGUCGGUUCCUCUUCACUCGGCUCUCACCAGUCCGGUCCUCCACAGCGUUCACCCUCGUCGUCCAGCAUAAACAAAGCGGCGCACCGCCAGAGCUUCGCCGAAAAUCUCCGCAACAUGCCUCCAUCGCCUCGACAUCGGCACCCAUCCUUGACCCAAGCUGCGGUUCAGGAUCUCAUGAACCACCCACCCUCGGGCAGCAAGCAUACCAACCCCCGAUUUGCUGGGCGAGACUGGCGCGAUAUCGCCAUCGGGGAGCUGACCUCUCCCGACGACAUUCGCUGGAUCGACAUGGACAGUAGCGUUGAGGAGGCGACUAUCGCACUUCUCAAGAGCAAAACCAACGUCGUUCUCAUACGAGAGGAUGCGUCGUCGACCACCGCCAUUUCCACCUUUGACUACAGCGAUCUGAACGCCUACCUUCUCGUGGUGGUUGGUCUGUCUCGGCCCGAUGGUGAGCAGCUGCAGCUUUUCAAUCGCAUCAUGAGCACUGCCCAGCAAGGAGGCCGGAUCGCCCUCCGAGAGAUCCAACCCAUCUGUAGGCAGGACCCAAUUGUCAACGUCGUGUCCACGAGUAACCUUGCGCACGCUAUCGAGAUACUCGGGAGCGGAAUCCACCGAGUUUUGGUUACCGGGGCCUCCGGUUCUGUGGUGGGGGUCCUCAGCCAGCUUCACAUGGUCGACUUCUUCUGGAACGAGGGAGUCAACUUCCCAACCAUUGAUCGUCUGUACCCGGUGCUUCUUCGCGAUCUCGCCAUCGGGACACACAAGAUCAUAUCGGUGAAUUCCGACGCGCCUCUCUCGGACGCCUUGAUACUCAUGAAUGACGAAGGCCUCACAAGCAUUGCCGUGGUUGACAACGGGCAGAACGUGGUUGGCAACAUCUCAUCCAAAGACGUCCGUCAUUUGACCACCACAUCGAGCGCACCCCUACUCAACGAUUCAUGCAUGCACUUCAUCUCCGUCAUUCUAAACGAGAGGGGUGUGGAGAAGGGGCAGGACACACUCCCUGUAUUUUACGUGAACCCGUACUCGACUCUGGCUCACACGGUAGCGAAACUCGUUGCCACCAGGUCACACCGAAUGUGGGUUGUGGAAUCUGCAUCACCGUCACCGUCUGCGCCAGCAACACCGCUGAUGGGACCGCAAACCCACGUGAGCGGUGCCCCGCCGUCGAACCAGGCGCCGCCGUCCCCUGUGCCAACCGUCGCAGUCCCAGCCUCAGCUAUGGCCGGAGCGCGCAUCUCUGGGAAGCUGAGCGGCGUCGUCUCUUUGACAGACAUUCUCAACAUGUUUGCCAAGUUCAGUGGGUUGCAUCCCUCGGAUCCGGGGGAGCAAAGGGCCAGACGUCGAAGGAGCUCGAGCAGUUCGGUGCGGCCGAGCUUGGAGUCGUCUCGGGCAAGCAUUGAUGUUCGCCGGUAGCGAGGACUUGAUGAGCUGGGGUUCCGAGAAGUGAGCAUGUCAAGGAGCGCGGGCGGGGCACGCUUCGCUGCGUAACCGUCUCGCUCAGGCAGUACCGUGCUGAGGAAGACUGUCGACGAGAGUUGUGCUAGUUGUCAUGCCAGACAAACUCGACGACUUGCUAACCCCUUCCAUUUGGUUGACUUACCCGCGCAGUUUAGGUCUGCAACGGGAAUAGUCUUAGGACUCUGCACGUAAGCAGGCCCAGCUCUGCAACAGUCGCAAGACUUGGCGGACACGCAGCCAGGGGCAGAUGCUGAAAACGACCGUUGCCCGGGGUAGAAUGUUUCUGGGGAUCCAGGCAGCUCGACCACCCAGCCUGACCGGCGCAGUCGACAGGCCGGAGCGGAAUCUGGAUGACCGGCCGCUGCGGCCCCAAGUUUCCUUGUGUUAGUUAUCGUCGAGUGAGCGACGAGAGGGUGCCAUGUUGUAUGCCUCUCCGCUCGCUGCACUGACGACUCAACACUGUACCUUAGUAUAUUAUUGAAUCGCAAACCCUGCGUGUGGUAUGA
This is a messenger RNA of Purpureocillium takamizusanense, 2513 nucleotides long. It is a transcript of the gene SDS23, whose product is annotated as cell separation during budding. The transcript is spliced from 3 exons. Gene Ontology annotation, molecular function: protein serine/threonine phosphatase inhibitor activity. Lineage: Eukaryota; Fungi; Ascomycota; Sordariomycetes; Hypocreales; Ophiocordycipitaceae. The coding region runs from base 466 to 1962 and encodes 498 amino acids. The record is from RefSeq and is a predicted model, not a curated record. Gene Ontology annotation, biological process: regulation of mitotic metaphase/anaphase transition; cellular response to glucose starvation.